Bombina bombina (fire-bellied toad) is the source of this 491-nucleotide messenger RNA. Its product is annotated as protein transport protein Sec61 subunit beta-like. The transcript has a single exon. NCBI's taxonomy places the organism in Eukaryota, Metazoa, Chordata, Amphibia, Anura, Bombinatoridae. Gene Ontology annotation, biological process: intracellular protein transport. The record is from RefSeq and is a predicted model, not a curated record. The coding region runs from base 51 to 341 and encodes 96 amino acids. Gene Ontology annotation, cellular component: Sec61 translocon complex.
AUCUAUCACAGCGAGGCAGCAGCACAGAGAGGAACUUUAUACUGAACACCAUGCCCGGGCCUGCUGCAAGUGCAACUAAUGUUGGCGCAUCUAGUCGGUCACCAAGUAAAGCUGUUGCACCCAGAGCUGCAGGAUCAACAGUGAGACAGAGAAAAAAUGCAAGCAGUAGCACAAGGAGCGCAGGCCGUACCACUUCAGCUGGCACAGGAGGCAUGUGGAGGUUCUACACUGAGGAUUCACCAGGUCUAAAAGUUGGGCCAGUUCCAGUGUUGGUGAUGAGCCUUCUUUUCAUUGCAUCUGUCUUCAUGUUACAUAUCUGGGGAAAAUACACACAGUCUUAAACUUACCCUCCUGAUGACAACUUUUUUUUUUUUUUUUUUUCCUGAAAACUGCAGACAUUGAUAUCGGACCAAACAUUUGGACUUUUUAUUUAAAAAACCCCCCCAUCAAUUUCAAAAGUUGAAUGGAUUAAAUAAUGCUAAUAUAUCUCA